GUGAUGCAGCUUCGAGUACACUUGCGUGACCAUCUCUAGAUGUGAAGCGAGCAUUUUGUUGAAACAUGAACGGACAGUCACCGAGCUGUGAGCGACUGACGUUCACGUGCUUGUGUGUUUGCGGAUGUCUUUUCGUCCUCACAACAGUGUUUGUGCAGCUCCCAAGAUUCCGAACCUCCAUCCAGUGGGUCUACGAUUCUCGAUCUAGAGGAAGUCAGCCACAGCUCUCUGACAACACACUUAAAGAGUACAAAACUAUUAAAGUCACAAGCACACAAGGGCCAAGUCGUGAAGUUCAAGACCUCACGGAACGUGUGCGCAGCUUCUGUCAACGCUACGCCAAACAGCAGAACGAGAGGCUAGAGAAGAUGAACAAGACGACAGCGGGUGCGUUGACGGUGAUUUACAAAACCUACAAGCACCUACUCUACGCGGUAAACCCGCGCAACAACCGCAGCGUGCUGUAUUGCUCGAUUCCCAAAGUUGCCAACACCAGUCUCAAGACUCUCCUGCUAAGCCUAAACGAGAGCCAUAGGGGCAAAUACACUGAUUCAACCAUGCAUUACUAUGUCUACUCAGCCAUGGGCCUUCCGUUCAUGUUGUACCGGAAGGAUCUCAACGUUAGCGAUCUGGCCAACGCAUUCAAGGUCAUGUUCGUCCGGCACCCUUUUGAGCGCCUCGUAUCCUUCUUCGAAGACAAGACGAGGCGUACAGUGCCAACGGGACAGUACUUCUAUUACAGGUACUGGAAUGACGCCAUGGUUCACUUCAGAGGGGCCGAGAACGUGGACAGGCGGAAAGACCUCAUCACGUUCGAAGAGUUUGUCGACCUUCUUCUGAGCAUCCAUCCGUCCAAGUACGACUUGCACUGGCAGUUGUACAGCGAUCGCUGCGAGCCGUGCCUCGUUCCUUACGAUUUCGUGGGCACCUUGGCAGACGUGCCGGUAAUGUACAGUGCGCUUGGAGUGACCAAUCGUUCUCAGUUGUGGGUGAACAAGGGACCCAGUGACACUAGGAAUGUGGCCCUAUCGUACUUUUCUCGACUGCCUAGGUCGAAAGUGGCGGCGCUGUACGCUAUCUACGCCGUGGACUUCAUGAUGUUUGGCUAUAGCGCGGACGAGUACCUCAAUGCGGCCAUCGGCACCACGUAUACAUUAUAGAGAGAUAAA
Molecule: messenger RNA, 1169 nt
Organism: Dermacentor silvarum
Lineage: Eukaryota; Metazoa; Arthropoda; Arachnida; Ixodida; Ixodidae
Product: carbohydrate sulfotransferase 11-like
Exons: 2
Coding region: 66-1160 (364 amino acids)
Biological process (GO): carbohydrate biosynthetic process
Cellular component (GO): membrane
Molecular function (GO): sulfotransferase activity
Source: RefSeq, a predicted model, not a curated record